Molecule: messenger RNA, 1401 nt
Organism: Paramecium tetraurelia
Lineage: Eukaryota; Ciliophora; Oligohymenophorea; Peniculida; Parameciidae
Exons: 2
Source: RefSeq, a predicted model, not a curated record
AUGUAUUUGUUCAUGCUAUAUGAUUUUAAAUCAAACAGAUUCUAUAAUUAGCUACUAAAAAUAUCAAAUAUUUUUAGGAAAUCUAAGAAGAAUGCGGUGUCCAUGCUCUAUAAAGAUGUUUACAGCGAAUCCAAUUGGAAAUUUAUCCAGAAGUAUUUAAAUGAAAAAUAGUGCAAAUAGGACACAAUUGUCUUUGAGAAAGGGGAUAGGGGAAGAGAUUUCUACAUCAUUUUGUCCGGAUAAGUCGGAAUUUAUAUAUUUUCAAAUAAUAUGGAAUAGCUUUAGCACAAUAAAAUAAAUAUUCGGUAAGGAAUAAGAGAAUGUGUAAAUUAACUAAUAGGGGAAGGCGUUGGACCAAAUAAAGAUUAAACUCCUGAGAUUCGAAGAAUACUUCUAAAUGAAAAAAUAAAAAAAUUAUUGAAAGUGAAUGAAUUACAUGAAGGGGAUUCUUUUGGUGAAAGAGCCUUGAUAAAUGAAACUGGUCGAUUGGCAACUGUAGUUUGUGAGAAGCAAUGCUAUUUUGCAGUAUUAAAUAAAUAAGCCUACAAAGAAAUUUUGUAACAGGCCCAAAGUGAAAAAAUUCAAUAGCAAAUUAAGGGACUUUAGUCGAUUUCCACCUUUCAAGGGAUGUCCAGAAGGCUUUUAACAAUUCUGUUAUAUGCAUUCCAAAGCUAGGAAUAUAAAUUUAGAGACCUUAUUUAUAAGGAAGGUUAACUUAAUAAAGAAGAAAUAUAUUUAAUUCUUAGUGGAGAAUUUAUUGUAACAGAAAAACUAACAUAUUACUUAAAUUAAUAGCAAUUGAAUUAGACCAGAGAAAUAGCUAUUUUAUAAAAAGGGUGUAUCUUUGGAGACAAGGAGACAUUUCAACAUUUAAAAUAAAGAACGCAGACUAUUCGAUGCAAUUCAGAUUAUGGCAAGGUCCUGUGUAUCUAAUUGGAAAGCCUUGUAUAAAGACUGCUAGUAAUAUUAAGUCUUAAUUAGGCAAACAACGAAUUACAUUUGAUAAACGAACUGAAGAAUCUAAGUGAUUUAAAAGAAACCCAUAGACAAAAUAGAAUUUAAAAAAAGAUAUAAUCACCUGAAAGGUCAAGAAGUGUUAUCAAAUCAAACUCUCCUUUUUAGAGGAUUGAUUAAAUUGUUAAACAAAAAAAAGAACUAUUCAACCAAUUAAACUAGAAUGGUAAAACCAAAAUUUAAUUUAUAUAUGAUAUUAACAUUCCUACUUAAAGAAAAUAGAAUAGUUGUUCUAUGGAAUUCUCAAAAUAGAAAAGAAGAUCAAUAAUUGAUCGUGUUAUGUUAAAUAGUAGUAAUAAUAGUCGUUUUGGAAAGAGGCAAUCAUUAGACUAGAAUAUCUCAACUUAAUUUAAGUAAAUAGAAAAAAAAAGAUAUUCAAUAAUUUGA